AUGGAUGAUUCAAGUUUAUCAGAAAAAGAUCACAAUGACUUGUCAGGGAAACAUAAAGUAGAUGACAAAAACAACAAACCUAAAAUAGACAGAAGAAAUAGAUUUAAAAAGAAUGCCUCGAAUAAUGACUUUGUACAGGUGGAUGACUAUAAUGUGUUAAAUCCUAUGAUAGACAGAAGAAAUAGAUUUAAAGAGAAUGCUUCGAAUGACUUUGUACAGAUGGAUGACUAUAAUGUCUUAAAUCCUAUGAUAGACAGAAGAAAUAGAUUUAAAGAGAAUGUUUCGAAUAAUGACUUUGUACAGGUGGAUGACAACAACGUUUUAUCAGAGAACAAUUGUCACGAAUUAAAGCAAAAGGCUUUAGAACAAUUUGUAUUCUUUUCGAAACCAGAUUCUCCUUACAGUCAGUUAUACUUAAGCGAGUUCACUGUUGAUGGGCUCACAUUUAAUUGUGCAGAACAGUUCGUCAUGUACAGCAAAGCAAUGCUAUUUGAAGAUGAAGAUAUUGCGUAUGAAGUACUAGUGGAACUUGAUCCUCUCGAACAAAAGAAAUUCGGGAGGCUUGCAAGAAACUUCGAUCAAGAGUUAUGGGAUGCAAAUGUUUUACCAAUUGUUGAACGUGGAAUCAAAAAAAAGUUUUCUCAAGAUGAAAGCCUUAAGGCAACAAUUCUGGAAACCUAUCCCAAAACUAUUGUACAAGCAAGUCCAUACGACUCAAUUUUAGGUAUUGGACUGGAAGAAAAUGACCCCUUCGCAUGGGAUUGCAAAACAUGGAAAGGGCAAAAUUUACUUGGAAAAGCAUUGACCAAAGUGAGAGAUGAAUUGAAAGAGGAAGUAGAGCUGAAGACAUAUCUAUAG
Mytilus trossulus (common blue mussel) is the source of this 858-nucleotide messenger RNA. RefSeq lists its product as uncharacterized. The coding region runs from base 1 to 858 and encodes 285 amino acids. The record is from RefSeq and is a predicted model, not a curated record. NCBI's taxonomy places the organism in Eukaryota, Metazoa, Mollusca, Bivalvia, Mytilida, Mytilidae. The transcript has 3 exons.